Aureobasidium melanogenum CBS 110374 is the source of this 1944-nucleotide messenger RNA. Its product is annotated as MATE efflux family protein. The transcript has 4 exons. Lineage: Eukaryota; Fungi; Ascomycota; Dothideomycetes; Dothideales; Saccotheciaceae. The record is from RefSeq and is a predicted model, not a curated record. Gene Ontology annotation, cellular component: membrane. Gene Ontology annotation, biological process: xenobiotic detoxification by transmembrane export across the plasma membrane. Gene Ontology annotation, molecular function: xenobiotic transmembrane transporter activity; antiporter activity. The coding region runs from base 1 to 1944 and encodes 647 amino acids.
AUGAGCAGACCUGCGGCACUCAGCACGUCUGUGCGAUCGUCUAAUGGCUUUCUUUCCUCCUCCCCUUUGGCACAACAGUCAAUCUUGAGGGAUCUGGCAGAUGCUGAAGAGGAGGGAGAGCCUGACGGCCGUGGAGUCGCCAUCGCGACGGGUGGAAGUGAACAUGCGGGCGGCCAUGAACAGCACUAUUCGAUGUCGGGCUCGUACCGAAGGACCUCCUACGUCGCUUCGGGGCCACGACCAUUCUUUCCUUCGGGUUCAGCGCCGGAUCCAAGGCGAGCAAACGAACAAGACCGAGAUGCCGCCCUCGCCGAAGAACGAAGCCUUCUACGCGACAACCAGUUGAUACCUCCCAAACACCCUCGGACCACGAGUAAUGUGUCAAACAAGCCUAGCGGUUUGAUGAAAAAGAACUUUGUCGGUGGAUUUGUGCCUAGGAAGGGUAGUGCCGAUGAGGAAACAGCUAUUGAGGAUGGGGGACCAGAUGAAAACACUUCCCUACUCGGCAAUCCUGCGGAACCUUAUGGAGGUGUCGAUACUCCUGAGAAUAUUGACAAGAGAUGGGAAGAGGCGGUUGCAUCGGGCAAGAUCAAGACAACAUGGCAAAGAGAAGCAGUUGUACUAGCACGCUACUCCCGUUCUCUGAUCUUGACAUUCCUGUUACAAUACUCUUUGACCGUUACUUCUGUUUUUACAGUCGGUCACAUUGGCAAGCUUGAAUUGGGGGCUGUCUCUCUGGCUUCCAUGAGUGCCAAUAUAACUGGCUAUGCUGUGUACCAAGGUUUAGCAACCAGUUUGGAUACUCUUUGCGCACAGGCUUACGGAAGCGGUAACCGGACUCUUGUUGGAUUGCAGCUGCAGCGUAUGGUCUAUUUCCUGUGGGUCAUCACUAUUCCGAUCGCCCUCAUCUGGACAUCCGGCCCGAGAAUCAUCGGCGCAAUCGUGCCAGACCCAGCGACUGCAAACUUAGCGGGACGGUACCUUCAGGUCCUUAUAUGCGGUGCUCCAGGUUAUGCUGCGUUUGAAGCAGGAAAGAGAUUUGUGCAGGCACAAGGAAGAUUUUCCGCAACGCUCAUUGUGCUCCUUGUAUGCGCGCCUCUCAAUGUAUUUUUACACUGGCUCUUUGUCUGGAAGUUGCAGUGGGGAUUCAUAGGAGCUCCCAUAGCCGUGGUGACCAUUGAGAACCUUAUGCCGCUGUGCCUGUUCCUUUACGUCCGUUUUGUUGGUGGGUCGGAGUGUUGGGGAGGAUUCACUCGUCUCGCCUUCAAGAACUGGAUGCCAAUGAUCAAGCUUGCUCUCCCUGGUCUUGUGAUGGUUCUGGCUGAGUAUUUGGCUUUCGAAAUCUUGACUCUCUCCGCAAGCUGGAUCUCGCCAACUCAUCUUGCGACACAAAGCGUCCUCAGCACGAUUUCGAGCAUCACUUACCAGAUCCCGUUCCCAAUCAGUAUUGCUGCGAGUACCCGUAUCGCAAAUCUUAUCGGCGCAACACUUUCGGACGCUGCUAAGGUCAAUGCCAAGGUCUCGUUGUAUGCUGCCUUGAUCGUCGGUAUCUUCAACAUGGUUUUGUUGAGUUCCACCAGAGAGUACAUUCCGAGGCUCUUUACCAAUGACGCCGAUGUUAUUGCGCUCACGGCGAAAACGCUUCCUUUGAAUGCUGCUUUCCAGCUCUUUGACUCAAUUGCUGCCCUCUGCAAUGGCAUUUUGCGUGGUCUCGGUCGACAAGAAAUCGGAGGUUAUGUGAAUUUAUUCGCUUACUAUAUCAUUGCUAUGCCCAUCUCUUUCGGAACCGGAUUCGGUCUACACUGGGAUCUCUACGGACUUUGGGCUGGACCUGCAAUUGCGCUCGGAAUCGUUGCUGCUGUUGAAGGUUGGUUUAUAUACACGACUAGCUGGGAGAAGGCUGUCGAAGAGGCUCAGGAGAGAAACUCUCAAGGAAAUGCCUAA